UUCUAGAAGCAGCAGUGUAUCUCUCUAGACACCUCUGGCUACGCACUGAACCCCCUCACCUCUUGGACCUCAGAACAACUCCAAAGUAUAAAAUCCCCCAAAUUACCUUCCCCCUUCUCUCUCCUCGGUACAGAAUUCUCUACACCGUUCCACAGUCAGAGAGAGAAAGCGGGCUUUGUUUCCACAAGCCGGAUCCACCGAAAGGUACAGCGAUCUCACGAACCCUAGCACUUUCUCUAUCUCACUCCUAGAUCCGCCGCCGAUAUCUUCCAAGGAGAAGAUAGUGUGUGUGUGGCCAAGGAAAACUUUUUGUACCAAAAUGAGUGUGGUUGGUUUUGACCUUGGGAAUGAGAGCUGCGUUGUCGCCGUCGCAAGGCAAAGAGGAAUUGAUGUUGUACUCAAUGAUGAAUCAAAACGGGAGACUCCUGCCAUCGUAUGCUUCGGUGAGAAACAGCGCUUCCUUGGGACUGCUGGGGCUGCAUCCAGCAUGAUGAAUCCAAAGAACACGAUUUCUCAAAUAAAGCGUCUGAUUGGCCGCCAGUUCUCAGAUCACGAGCUGCAACAAGAUCUCAAAGCACUGCCUUUUACUGUUACCGAAGGCCCUGAUGGAUUCCCGUUAAUUCAUGCGUGGUAUUUGGGGGAGUCAAGGACAUUUACACCAACCCAAUUAUUGGCAAUGGUGCUCUCUGAUAUGAAGAGCAUAGCGGAGAAAAAUUUAAAUGCCGCAGUUGUUGAUUGUUGUAUUGGGAUUCCUGUUUAUUUCACUGACCUUCAAAGAAGAGCUGUCUUGGAUGCAGCUACUAUCGCUGGUUUGCACCCUCUCCGGUUACUUCAUGAAACCACUGCUACUGCAUUGGCAUAUGGGAUUUACAAGACAGAUUUGCCAGAGAAUGACCAAAUAAAUGUCGCGUUUGUUGACAUUGGCCAUGCGAGUAUGCAAGUUUGCAUUGCUGGCUUCAAGAAAGGCCAGUUGAAGAUAUUGGCCCAUUCGUUUGACCGGUCUUUGGGUGGCAGAGAUUUUGAUGAAGCUUUAUUCCUAUAUUUUGCCGCAAAGUUCAAGGAAGAGUAUAAGAUUGACGUUUACCAGAACGCUAAGGCCUGUCUCCGGCUUCGCGCUGCUUGUGAAAAGCUUAAGAAAGUUCUUAGUGCAAACCCAGAGGCACCUUUGAAUAUAGAGUGCUUAAUGGAAGAGAAGGAUGUCAGGGGUUUCAUCAAGAGGGAAGAUUUUGAAAAAAUAAGCAUUCCCAUUUUGGAACGGGUGGGGAAGCCACUGGAGAAGGCUCUCUCUGAAGCUGGCCUGACAGUUGAGAAUAUCCACUCCGUUGAGGUUGUUGGUUCAGGCUCUCGUGUUCCAGCCAUUAUCAGGAUAUUGACAGAGUUCUUUGGGAAGGAGCCUAGGCGUACAAUGAAUGCGAGUGAGUGUGUUGCCAAAGGCUGUGCUUUAGAGUGUGCAAUCCUCAGUCCCACAUUUAAAGUGCGGGAAUUCCAGGUCAAUGAGAGUUUCCCAUUUCCCAUUGUGUUGUCAUGGAAAGGCGCUGCUCCAGAUGCUCAGAAUGGAGUUGCAGAUAAUCAACAAAGCACUAUUGUUUUCCCCAAGGGGAAUCCAAUACCUAGCAUAAAGGCUUUGACAUUUUACAGAUCAGGAACCUUUAGUGUUGAUGUUCAAUAUGCUGAUGUCAGUGAAUUUCAGGCACCAGCAAAAAUUAGCUCAUAUACGAUUGGUCCUUUUCAAUCCACGAAGAGUGAACGGGCAAAAGUGAAGGUGAAAGUUCGCCUAAAUCUUCAUGGAAUUGUGUCCAUUGACGCAGCAACACUUUUGGAAGAGGAGGAAGUUGAAGUUCCGGUUGUUAAAGAGCCAGCUAAAGAGGGUAAUAAGAUGGAUACUGAUGAAGCUUCAAGUGAUGCUGUUCCAACGACUGAAAGUGAUGUGAACAUGCAAGAUGCUAAAGGUGGUACUGAUGUUCCUGGGGCUGAGAACGGUGCCCCAGAUUCAGGGGACAAUCCUGUCCAAAUGGAAACAGAUGCCAAGGCUGAGGCUCCAAAGAAAAAGGUAAAGAAGACGAUUAUUCCUGUGGUCGAACAUAUUCAUGGAGGAAUGUGCCCCACAGAUGUGCAAAAAGCAACAGAGAAGGAAUUUGAAAUGGCUUUGCAAGAUCGAGUUAUGGAAGAAACCAAAGAUAAGAAGAAUGCAGUGGAAGCCUAUGUCUAUGAUAUGAGAAACAAGCUUCACGGCAAAUAUCAAGAGUUUGUUACAGAUCCAGAGAGGGAAGGGCUUACUGCUAAACUCCAGGAGGUGGAAGAUUGGUUGUACGAGGAUGGUGAGGAUGAGACUAAAGGCGUCUAUAUUGCCAAACUUGAGGAGCUGAAGAAGCAAGGUGAUCCCAUCGAGGAGCGUUACAAGGAGUACACGGAGAGGGGACCGGUGAUUGAUCAACUUGUUUAUUGCAUCAAUAGUUACAGGGAUGCGGUAGUGUCAAACGAUCCUAAGUUCAAUCACAUUGACUUGGCAGAAAAGCAGAAGGUUUUGAAUGAAUGUGUUGAAGCUGAGGCUUGGUUGAGGGAGAAAAAGCAACAUCAGGACUCACUGCCCAAGUAUGCUACUCCAGCUCUCUUGUCUGCUGACUUGAGAAGGAAGGCUGAAGCACUCGAUAGGUUUGCAAGGCCAAUAAUGACGAAACCUAAGCCAGCCAAACCAGCUACUCCGGAAACUCCCACGCCAGCGCCACCUCAGGGUGGUGGCAAUGGCACCACAAACACCGACCCUAAUGAGAAUGCUGGAGCUGCUAGUAGUGAGGCACCAGCAGCUGACGAAGAGCCAAUGGAUACCGAAAAGCCUGAGAUUGCAUAAAUUAGUGACCUGUUUGUUAAAGUUUUGAAUGCAGGCCGAAAGUUGGACGAUGUGUUUUAAGUCGUCAGCCUAAGACUCUUUGAUGGACCUGUACUUAAAAGGCUGUGGGGUAUUUACUGGUGAGAUUGUUUAUUUCCUGUAAAGCCGUCCUACUGGUUCGAUGGUUUGCAAAUUUCCAACAUUAUAUAGGAUAGUUCUUUUAGAAUCCAGUUUUCAAAUGGAUUUGUAAGAGAAACGUUAAAAUUUCUGUUGUCCUUUUUGGUAGACCGGUUUCCUUUUAAGUGUCAUUUGUCUCCCUUCCCUCCCUUUGUAUCGAGGAUCUAUUAUGGGAUUCAUCCUGUGUCUUUGUUUGAUUUUCUCAAGUAUACAACAAUGAUUAUUAUGGUUCUACCAGUAUAUUGAGCCUGGAAUUUGAUCCAUUCCUGUUAAA
Messenger RNA from Rhododendron vialii, 3278 nucleotides. Its product is annotated as heat shock 70 kDa protein 15-like. Gene Ontology annotation, molecular function: ATP-dependent protein folding chaperone; ATP binding. The record is from RefSeq and is a predicted model, not a curated record. Gene Ontology annotation, biological process: protein folding. Gene Ontology annotation, cellular component: cytosol; nucleus. The coding region runs from base 320 to 2848 and encodes 842 amino acids. Lineage: Eukaryota; Viridiplantae; Streptophyta; Magnoliopsida; Ericales; Ericaceae. The transcript is spliced from 10 exons.